CAGGGAUGUAACUGGCCUGUCAUACCUCUGGGUUAAGGGGUGAAACGCAAAAAUAAUAGUUUUUAAGAGAAAACUGAAAACAUGAUCCAUAAUCUCGCAGUAUGAAACCCAACGAAGAUACUGAAGGACAAAGAGCUUAUGUUCAUUUAGGUCUGAUGGACGUAAAAGAGGAACGUGAAGACUCGGAUGAGGUGGAGGAGCAACGUUAUCACUCCAUCGCCGAUGAAGAACCUUUGACCCUCACGCAAAAAACAACCAAAGUCAAGAAGUCUUACAUCUGCCCUCAGUGCGGGAAGUGUUUUGCAGGUAAAUCGCGACUCGAGCGCCACAUAAGAAUCCACACCGGAGAGAAGCCUUUCGCGUGUUUUGUGUGCGCCAAGAGUUUCGCGUGUAAAGAACGACUCGACAGGCACAUAAAAAUCCACACCGGAGAGAAGCCCUUCACGUGCGAGUGGUGCGGAAAGCGCUUGGCGUGCAAAACGAGGCUCAAGAGGCACGUGAUAACCCACACUGGGAAAAAGCCUUACGCGUGCUUGCAUUGCGAAAGGAGCUUCACGACGAACACCAACCUGCAGCGGCACGUCCAAACUCCACACCGAGAGGCCGCUGCGUGCCAAGAGUGCGGGAAGAGCUUCAUACGCAAGGAAAAGCUCCGCUUUCACAUGACGAUCCACACUGGAGAGCGGCCUUACAGUUGCGAACAAUGUGGCAAGAGUUUCCGACACGUCAACGGCCUCAAAGAUCACCAGCUCUCUCACGCCGCCGAACGGUCUUUUAGCUGUGAUCAAUGCGGUAAGGAUUUCAUUACUGCGUCGGCGCUGAAGAGACACCUGAGAGUUCAUUCGGGUGAGAAGCCUUUCUUGUGCUCUCUCUGCGGAAAGAGUUUCGCGCGAGUGGACUGCUUUAAAAGGCAUCAGGAGGUCCAUAGCGGUGUGAAGGAUCACGUGUGUUAUGAAUGCGGCAAGGCUUUUAUUACCUCCGACCAGCUCAAGCAGCACCAGAGGAUUCACACGGGAGAGAAACCGUACAAGUGCUCGCUUUGUGGGAAGGGUUUCGCUCAGUCGCCGCACCUGAAAGCGCACGAGAAAAGCCACACCGCUGAGAGCCUGGUAAUAAGCGAUCAAAUUAUCUACAAUCUGCAGAGACAGAGUUUAUUGAAGGACAGAGAGAACAUGAGAGAUCCAGAACCCUGCAGAGUGAAACACACUAAAGAACAAACAGAUUUGAUGGAAGUGAAAGAGCAAGAACUGCUUGAGGAGAAAUAUAAUAUCAUGCCUGGAGAAACAUCGAGUCAUAAAUCCCCAAAAAAAGAAAGAAGCAAAAAGGUUUUCAACUGCUUUCAAUGUGCAAAGAGUUUCACGCAAAAAAUCGGCCUUGAGCGCCACAUGCUAAUUCACACCGCCGAGAAACCGUUCGCUUGUUCUCAAUGUGGGAAGAGUUUCAGGAGUAAAGGAAACCUUGUUGAUCACACAAGAGUUCAUAGAGAUAAACCGUUCACGUGCGAACAAUGCGGCAAGAGUUUCGCGUACAAAACGGGCCUGAACAGGCACGUAACGAUUCACACCGGGGAGAAACCGUUCACGUGUCCUCAAUGCGGAAGAGGUUUUGCGCUCCCGGGGGCCAUUAGGAGGCACAUCAAAAUCCACAGCGGAGAAAAGCCGCACGUAUGCGAUCUCUGCGGAAAGAGUUUCACCUAUAAAGAGAAUCUUAAGGAGCACCUGAGGAUCCACACCGGAGAGAGACCAUACUCUUGUGUCCAGUGUGGGAAGAGUUUUACACACGUCAGCAGUCUUAAAGAGCAUCUCUACACUCACUCUGCUGUCAGGCCCUUUAGCUGCGACCAGUGCUCUAAAAUGUUCCUUUCGUCGUCUGUACUGAAGAGACACUUGCAAGUCCACGCGCAGGAGAAGCCGUACUUGUGCUCUCUGUGUGGGAAGAGUUUUGCUCGACUGGACGGUUUUAAAGAGCAUCAGAAGAUACACACCGGCGCGAGGACUCACGUGUGCUUCGAGUGCGGGAACGGGUUUUUAUCGGCCACGCACUUGAAACUGCACCAGAGGAUCCACACCGGAGAAAAACCGUAUAAGUGUUCGCACUGCGACAAGAGGUUCUCUCGCUCAGGAACCCUGAAAGCUCACGAGAGGAUUCACACCGGAGAGAAACCGUAUCAUUGCACCGCGUGUGGGAAGAGCUUCAACCAAUCAAACAAUCUUCAGGUUCACCUGAGAGUUCACACCGGAGAAAAGCCCUUCAUGUGCGAUUAUUGUGGGAAAAGCGUCAAAUACGAAAGAAACUUUCAAGAACACCGGAGAACCCAUACCGGAGAGAGACCCUAUGCGUGCACUUACUGCGGAAAGAGUUUCGCUAAUAAAAAAACCUUCAAGAUCCACACCAGGAUCCACACCGGAGAGAAGCCGUUCACAUGCGAUCUGUGCGAAAAGAGGUUCACGCAAGCAAGAGCUCUCAAAUCGCAUCUGCGUUCUCACUCUGGAGAAAGACCGUUUCACUGCGAACAGUGCGGUAAAACGUUUUUUACGCCAUUGUCCCUGAGAAAGCACUUGAAAAUCCACACGCGGGAGAAGCCUCAUAACCACAUAUGCGGUGAGUGCGGGAAGUCGUUUAUAACGAACAGCGAACUGAAAGUCCACCAGAAGGUUCACAGCGGAGAGAAACCUUUCCAGUGUUCAUACUGCGACAAGAGAUUCAAUCAAACCGGACAUCUGAAAACACACGAGAGGAUCCACACCGGAGAGAAACCAUACCACUGCACUCCAUGCGGGAAGAGCUUCAGUCAGUUCGCUUCUCUCCUCAGGCACAAAAACACUAAUAUCUGUAAUAAGUUGCACGCUUUUGACAAAGCCUAAUUGUACAUGAUUUGAAAGACUGAUUGCUGCGGUGUUAGAAAGUGACAUGAAAUCAAAAGAGAUUUAUUUUCUGAACGUAUG
Molecule: messenger RNA, 2945 nt
Organism: Puntigrus tetrazona (Sumatra barb)
Lineage: Eukaryota; Metazoa; Chordata; Actinopteri; Cypriniformes; Cyprinidae
Product: zinc finger protein 850-like
Cellular component (GO): nucleus
Source: RefSeq, a predicted model, not a curated record